GGGUUAAAAUUUAAAUAUUGUUGGAACACUCAUAAUCCUGAUUUAUGCAUAAAAAAUUCAUUUGUGAUAAUUUAUUUCGUGAAUUAAAAAUAAAAUUAAUAUGUUUUGCAUAAUGUAAAAAUAAUUUUAUGUUUUUGUAUUUUUCGAUAAUGUUUUAUUUCAAUUCUACAUAAUUCUACAUUGAUUAAAUUUCAGUUUAUGAUUUUUAUGUAAUUUUUAUGUAUUAAUAAAUUUAAUUUUAUUAAAUCUUUUUUAAUAAUAUUUAUGUAUAUGAAAUCAAAAGAAUCAAAUAAUAAGAAUUUGUUUCGUCUAUUUUUCUUUUUUGACGGACAUUUGAAAUUUAACAUACGUGAUGACGGAGAAAGAAGGAAAUGAAUAUGUUAUAGCUGAAAUUAUUGGUAAAUCUGAAAAAAUGGGAGAAAAUUUAACAAACGAAGAUGCAUCUGCCAGUUUUGAAACAAUUCAUUCAGAAACACCGUUAGUUCGAAAUGGAGUUCAAAUUAAUUCUAAGGACAAAGCAAAAAUAUUUAAUUUUUCAGUUGAUAUUUUGUUAAAAGCAACUGGCAACGCACCAAUAAUGAAACAAAAAAAGUGGUCUGUCAGCCAAGAUUAUUGUAUUGGUCGUAUUUCUGAUUUUAUUAGAAGAUAUCUUAAAUUAGAUUCAAAUGAAAAAUUGUUUCUAUAUGUAAAUCAAACAUUUGCUCCUGCACCAGAUCAAGCAUUGAAAAAUUUAUACGAUUGUUAUGGUGCAGAUGGAAAAUUAAUAUUACAUUAUUGUAAAAGCCAAGCUUGGGGUUAAAAUUAUGCUUAUAUCAUAAUUUUAUGAAUUAUUAUAUAAAUAUAUUAUAUGUAUAUUAUA
This is a messenger RNA of Apis florea (little honeybee), 859 nucleotides long. RefSeq names its product Autophagy-related 12 (gene Atg12). Gene Ontology annotation, molecular function: Atg8-family ligase activity. Gene Ontology annotation, cellular component: phagophore assembly site membrane; cytoplasm; autophagosome membrane. The record is from RefSeq and is a predicted model, not a curated record. NCBI's taxonomy places the organism in Eukaryota, Metazoa, Arthropoda, Insecta, Hymenoptera, Apidae. Gene Ontology annotation, biological process: piecemeal microautophagy of the nucleus; autophagy of mitochondrion; autophagosome assembly.